Molecule: messenger RNA, 763 nt
Organism: Mucor mucedo
Lineage: Eukaryota; Fungi; Mucoromycota; Mucoromycetes; Mucorales; Mucoraceae
Product: adenylylsulfate kinase
Exons: 3
Coding region: 29-655 (208 amino acids)
Biological process (GO): sulfate assimilation
Molecular function (GO): ATP binding; adenylylsulfate kinase activity
Source: RefSeq, a predicted model, not a curated record
CAUAACAAGCUUUUUAUAAAUAUUAAAUAUGUCCACUAACAUUACAUGGCACGAAGGUAGCGUCUCCUUGGCUGAACGUCAGACUCUUUUGAACCAAAAGGGUUUCACUCUUUGGUUCACUGGUCUCUCUGCCUCUGGUAAAUCUACUUUGGCUUCUGCUUUAGAACAAACUUUGCUUCACGCUGGCGUCAAUGCUUAUCGUUUAGAUGGUGACAACAUUCGUUUCGGUUUGAAUAAGAACUUGGGUUUUGGUCCUGAUGAUCGUACCGAGAACAUUCGUCGUAUUUCAGAGGUUGCCAAGUUGUUUGCUGAUGCUACUGUUAUUGCUAUCACUGCUUUUAUCAGUCCUUAUAGAGCUGAUCGUGAUACUGCCAGAGCUCUUCAUCAAGCUGCCAACAUCCCCUUCAUUGAAGUGUAUGCUGAUGCUCCUCUUUCUGUUGUCGAAGAACGUGAUCCCAAGGGUCUUUACAAGAAGGCUAAGGCUGGUGAGAUCAAGGAAUUCACUGGUAUCUCUGCUCCUUAUGAAGCUCCCGAGAAUGCUGAAAUCCACAUCAAGACUCACGAAGGCACUGUCGAACAAGGUGUUCAACAAAUCUUGGAUUAUCUUGUCAAGAACAACCAUCUCACCACUGAUCAAAUUGCCAAGAAGAACUAAAAAAAAGAGAGAGAGUAAUAUUAGUGCAAUCAUUGCGUGUAUCUGUAUUUUUAUAAUUUAGUGAUCAAUGGACCGUGUAUAGAAAUAAAUCAUUGUCAUUUCCCCACC